This is a messenger RNA of Megalopta genalis, 5996 nucleotides long. It is a transcript of the gene pod1, whose product is annotated as coronin. NCBI's taxonomy places the organism in Eukaryota, Metazoa, Arthropoda, Insecta, Hymenoptera, Halictidae. Gene Ontology annotation, molecular function: protein binding. The record is from RefSeq and is a predicted model, not a curated record.
UUUUCCUGUUUCCGCCUGUCAGACGUUGAGAUCAGAGACGCCUACCUGCCAUCGUGUGUUUAUACUGGUUGUUCAUACCCGUUCGAUUUCAUUGCUGGAUAAUAUUUAGUGAAAAGCGUGCGAAGACACGCCGGCCAGCAGUAAAUUACAUGAUUUAAGUGGACAUCAACUUUAAGUUCGUAUCUGUGAGAACGUCACAAUGGCUUGGCGUUUCAAAGCAUCUAAAUAUAAAAAUGCAGUUCCGAUUGUACCCAAACCAGAAGCUUGUAUUCGGGAUAUAUCGGUUGGGUCUUAUCAGACCUAUGGCAACAACAUUGCUGCAUCUGCUGCUUUCAUGGCAUUCAAUGUAGAUCAUAAUGGAUCUAGUCUUGCUGUGUUACCACUGGAAGAUUGUGGUAGAAAAAGUAAAACUAUGCCUUUACUUCAUGCUCAUGCUGAUACAGUGACUGACAUGGAUUUUUCUCCAUUUCACGAUGGUUUAUUAGCUACUGGUUCUCAAGACUGUCUUGUGAAGCUGUGGCAUAUUCCAGAAACUGGAUUGGAAGAAUCUCUAUGCAAUCCUGAAUGUACCUUCUCCCAUCGUCAGAGAAGAGUAGAAGCAGUGUGUUGGCACCCUGCAGCUGAACACCUUCUCACAACAGUGUCAUACACAAACCUGUCUUUGUGGGAUGUGAUUUCACAGCAAGAACUAUUCUCUAAUAAUGAACACACAGAAGUCAUCCAAUCUCUAAGUUGGAAACAAGAUGGUGUACUUUUAGCAACAUCAUGUAAAGACAAGCAAGUGAGGAUUAUUGAUCCCCGAACUGCUUCUUGCAUCGUUAAUUCAUGCUCGAGUCAUCAAAGUAUCAAAGACUCCCGAAUUGUUUGGCUGAACAAUAGCGACAGGAUACUAACUACAGGAUUCGACGCGGCGAGACUCAGGCAGGUUUAUAUAAGGGAUUUAAGGCAUCUGAACGAACCUGUGAAAACGCUGGAAUUAGAUUGCAGUACCGGAAUUCUAAUGCCCCUAUUCGAUCCUGACACAAACAUGCUUUUCCUUGCUGGAAAAGGAGAUACUACUAUUAUGUACAUGGAAGUGAUGGAUAAGGAUCCAUUCUUAGUCGAAGGAAUUCGUCAUAGCGGAGAACAAACUAAAGGUGUAUGUUUGGUGCCGAAACGAGCGCUAAACGUUAUGCAAGCAGAAGUUAAUAGAUUAUUGCAGCUCACUUCCAAUAUGGUGAUUCCUAUCAUGUAUCAAGUUCCAAGAAAAACAUAUAGAGACUUCCAUGCAGACAUAUACCCUGAUACAACAGGAUGCACUGCUCAAAACAAUGCAGCAGCUUGGAUAAAGGGUCAUAAUAUGCCUGUUCCAAAAAUAUCAUUGGAUCCUGCAAAAAGAAAUAAAGGCGAAGAAUCUGUUACUGUACACAAGGGAAACUUAACCACUCUAAAAGAGAAUGAGCGAGAAAUAAAAGUGGAAUCGCAGAGCCAGCCAAAGCCCGUGUCGAUCACUGCGCCGAAAGCUUAUGUGAAAGGUCAAGGAAUAAUCGAGAAGGAGAUGUCGCCAGAGAACGAACUGGAGAAACUAGAAGAGCCGAGGAAAGCGGAAACCGAAGAGGAUAAGAGCAAGGUUCAAAACGGAGGACAAACUAUCCCGCCGAAGCCUUUGCCGAGAACAUCUCGAACUAAUAGCAUUUCCGAGGAUGAACCGAAGCCAGUUGCACGUCCGCGUUCUUCUCCGAAUCCGGGCUCAGUAGUUACAUCUGUGAAUCCUAAUGCGAUUGGGGGAUACAAGCCUCGACUUGGACCAAAGCCGUUCCAAGCGAAAUCAGGUAGUCAAGAAUUUUCCUUCGAUAAAAUCUUCUCGGUGCCCAUUGCGCCAAACAGCGACACUAACGGUUAUCAGAACGAUAUAAACAGUCAGAUAGAGAAUAACGUAGAACCAGAAAAGUCCCCGCCGUAUAACGAACGCAUGAAAGAAAGUGAGAAUGGAAAGAGCGACUCUAGCUCGCUGGAAGAAGACGCGAACUCCAGCGAUUCAGGCUACAAGCCUAAAACACCGAGCACCGCGGAAAGACGUAAAGUCUUCGAGAUCAAAGUCAAAGACGAAUCACCCGAGAACGAAGACUUAGGCAGCUUCGAACGAAGUAAUGCCAACAGGAAUUCCAUUGCUGAGAGACGUCGACUAUACGAAAGUCGUUCCGUUUCUGUGACUGACGGCAAUUUGGCAGAGAAGGCAAUGGGUUCACCUACAAUGUUGAGACGUCGAGAUUCCUUCAAAACAAAGAGUGAAGUGAUCAAAGAAGACGAAGUCAAGAAAGUUAUACCUAUGUUGCGCCAACAGAGCAUGGACCCUAGGCUGGAGAAAAUAGACAACGCGACACCAACUGCUAAAAGAACAUCCACCGUAUUUGGUAGAGUAUCAAAGUUUCGACAUUUGAAAGGUACCCCUGGACACAAAUCUACACACAUAGAAAACAUAAGGAACAUUAGCAGGCAAAUAUCUGGAGAAUGCGACGGCUUUCAUGCUAAUCCAGACCGUGUCGCUGUGCCAUUAAGUGGUCCAGGUGGAAAAAUAGCUGUUUUGGAACUGAAAAAAACCGGUAGGCUACCUGAUGGCGUAAUGCCAGCUUUGGUACACGGUACCACGGUUAUGGAUUUCCAGUGGAAUCCAUUCGAUAAUCAACGACUCGCAGUUGCCUGCGACGAUGGAAUGAUUCGACUAUGGGAGAUCCCAGAGUCUGGAUUAUCGGAACCAACAAAUGAGCCAAAACACAUGAUCAAAGCUCAUACCGACAAAAUAUAUUUAAUUAAAUUUCAUCCAUUAGCAUUGGACGUUCUAGCAUCAGCAUCCUAUGAUAUGACCGUGAAAAUUUGGGACUUAUCCUCGCUUUCACUGAGCGAGACAGCUGUUGCAAAGAUAACAUUGGUCGGCCAUACCGAUCAAAUUUUCAGUUUAGCAUGGUCACCCUGCGGUCAGUAUCUGGCCAGUGCGUGCAAGGAUGGAAAACUGCGAAUUUAUAAGCCAAGAUCUAGCGAUUCGCCAGUGAAAUCUGGGAAAGGACCAGUUGGUACGAGAGGUGCACGAGUAGUUUGGGCAUUGAAGGGACAGUUUUUGGUUGUGAUGGGUUUCGAUAAAGUAUCAGAGAGGCAAAUAUACGUAUUUAAAACAGAUAAUCUUAACAAUCCAUUAACCACAGUUGGGCUAGACGUAUCACCUGCUAUUUUAAUGCCAUUCUAUGAUGCAGACAGCUCGACCCUUUUCUUAACAGGACGUGGGGACACUACAAUAUAUGCUUUUGAGGUAACAGAAGAACCACCCUAUUGCUGCCCACUCAGUCAUCAUCGAUGUAGCAGUUUACAUCAAGGAUUGUCUUUUCUUCCCAAAAAUAAGUGCGAUGUUGCCAGUGUAGAGUUCGCGUCUGCUUUAAGACUAACAAACAACACGAUAGAGCCUUUAAGUUUCACAGUACCCCGCAUAAAGAGUGAACUUUUCCAAGACGAUUUGUUCCCACCAACAAAAGUAACAUGGAAACACACCAUGACUGCUACCGAAUGGUUCAGUGGUGUUAACAAACAAGCUUGCAGAAUAAGUCUGAAACCACCGGGCAUGGACAACUUAACUGAGAAUCAAGGCCAAGGGGUAGUAACAGCACCAGUUGCUGCAAAACAUUCAACAACCCCAUUCUCUGUGUCCGCACAGCCCUUUACUAGACUUGGAUGGAAUCCUGACGUGAAAGCUAAACAAGAAGAGAUCCAAAAAACUAUGAGCAACUUUGUGGGAGACGUAAUACAGUGCUCAUUGGAGCAAGAUCACAUGGAAGGUGUAGAGGAGCAUGAAUGGGACGAGUGAAGAUGACGCAGUAGUAGGUCGUUUAAAUAAAAUCGGUAAGAUAAAAUGAAUCUAUACGUAGCUGAAUAAGCCGUAAUUUAUUUCUAAGUUAAAAGCCACGGGCGAAGCGAAAAAUACUUUGAUAUUAAUGUGUACACGGUAAGAGAUACUUACGAUUGGAAUGAACAUUUCCAAAACCUCCCCCAGUUUCGAAAGAGAUAACGGUAUGUGUGCAGUUUCUUGAAUGUUGAAAAAUUUUCGACCUUAUAACCAAUUUUUUUUCAACAUUUCUUCAAGUUUGGAAAUAUCUCUGUAAAAAAUGGAUAGCCGAUCAUCUUUAUCACGAACAAGUUCUGUCUGCUGCCGUAAGUACGAUUUACUCGGCAUUCAAAAUGAUUAUGUAGAAUAACUAUCAAUCAAUAGCAGUUGUACUGGAGAUAUGGAAUAACGAAUACUUUUGAAAAACUAUCGAAAUACGAAAAUAGUUUCUUUUCCAUACUUAAGGGGUGUCGUAUUUUACGAAUUACUGAAUGAUCUUUAAAAAAAACUUUGUAGUACAGGAUCGGGUUGAUUGAAUGGGGGCAAAUGUAUUGAAUUAUUUCUCUUUUCGUUCGUCAAGACAUGCUUUAGAAUGUAUUAUUUAUUGUGGAAAAGCGUACAAAGCGUACGUGCCAUUUAUUAUCCAUGAAGGAAAACGGAAACUGCUAUAGUAUAUGUAUUAUUAACCAGAAAUGGGCAUUGUUUGGUUGUAUACCCAAUCAAUUAUUUGUUGUGCUAAUUGCAUUAAUUACAUAGGAUUUCUCUGUGUUCUUUUUCUCCUUGUUAGGGAUACAGUCGUACGCAAAUGGGAAAAAAACUUAACAUAGACAAGAGAUUAGACAAAAUUGCUGUCGAUCAUUAUUUAUACAUUUGUAUGUGGCCAAACAUUGCUCACUUCUACUGUUAAAUAAUAGUGUUUAUGAUUUAUAAAAAUCAGUUUCGAUGAAAUAGUGUAAUACAAUUUAUACAUAUAUAUAGAUAUAUACAUACACAUUUGUUAGUGCCACGUAUUUUUUCUUUGAACGACAGAGCAUCAUCAAUGAUAACUUAUUAGACUUAUACAUUAUCAUAAUGUAAUCUUCAUACGUGUGAUAUUAGCGAGCAACACAUUUUUCAUUAACGAGGGAAAGAAAGGAGUUUCUACAAUAAUUCAUAAUAACCACACGCACAUGCCAUACAAGAUAAAAAAAAAAGUAAUAGAUAGAAACGUACACUAUAUUAAACUGUGAGUCAAGAUGCAAGUUACACGGUGCAAUAUACAGGAUAUUCCGGAUCGAAACCGACGAACUUCGCUAACAUAUUUGCAGAGUUUGUCGGUUUUGAUCUGGGACGCUCUGUAUAAUGUGAUGACUGAUUCAGCAUUUUCCAGACUCGAAUGUAGCGAAUGAAACAAACUUUUAUACUCUUCAAAUUGUCUUAAGGUAUUUGUAAAAAAAGAAAGAAAGAAAAAGAGGAGCGACACGGAUUCUUAAUUUAUUAUACGUCUGCGAGUGUAACAUUGAAAUGCGAAUUCUAUGUUUACCGAAGAGUAGGGAACGACGGUGGUUUAGAUGGAACAUUUCUGAUUGAAAGAUGCAUAUUUUUUCUAUCCGAUGUACCAUAAAACUUCAGUAUUUCGCUACCUAUAUGAAACUAAUUUCCCAUUUUCAUAGAAUGCAAUUGAUUAUAACAAAUUUUGUACAAAUAUAUUCUACUCGUAUACGUUUAGAUAGAAUAUUCAUUAAUGCGAUAAACAUAGUCUAAUUAUCUGUGAUUAUAGUUUCUUGUAACUGUUAAGAAUAUGCUAGUGUUCCUAGUUGUGUGAUCGAAAUCCGUUUUGUACGGAUGGACGUUCCCUCCGCUUUGGUAAGCAAAUUCCAAACGUGUUUGAACCACGCACACUUUAUACUUUUAUAUAUUUCGUCAUCAUAGUUCAGUAUCUUUGUAUGAAAAAUUGACCAAAUGGUGCUAUGCCCUCUUAAUAAGUCCUAGGAUACGUAGUCGCCAAUGAAAGUAAAAUCACAUGAAUUUUCACGCUGAAAACACAUGAUUAGUGAUGAGAUCAAGACACAUUGUAAUCGCUAUUCAUAUUAUUCGUUUGGUUACACACACAAUUAUGUUUGAAAUGUACACGAAUGUUAAAUCUAUACAUAUCAAUUGCACUGAA